UAAGCUGUUCCAGCUGGCAUAAUUAUCCCUGAAUCAUGACCCCUCACUCCUCCUGCACAUUGGUCUCUGGAGAGCUGAAGACCCCAGAGCGAGCUGGGUGUCACAGAGAUGUGAUGAAACACCAUGCCCUCCAAGAAUAAAGCAGAACUUAUCGCAAGCGAGGGAAGUAGCAUGGAAAAACCAGAGGGCAAUUCUGCAUCACAAGGUGGGUCCCAAGUCAGUGAGCCUGUCUACCUUCCUGAGGUCAGGAGCCAUACAAUGAAAUGCAACAGACUUAAUGAGCAUCAGCACACAUCCCUUGACAGCACAAGUCAAGACCGUCUCAGCCGACCUUCUACCCAUUCUACAGAGACUUCUUGUUCUAACCAUGAGCAUGAACUGAAGUCCAGGCUUUCCCUUUCACCUUCCUCUCAGCACACUGAUGGUCCACUACCUGCAAUCAAACCAUCACCUGAAACCCAACAAUUUAUUAUGCCUCCUGAAAAGAAGAGGGACCCAGACUCAGAAUGGACUUUUUAUCCACGGUUUGGUCUUCACACAUAUCAUAUUGGCAAACGAUGCUUCUUUGAUGGUAUCUUUCUCCGAAACAAAACCUGUGCAUCAGAAAGGAUGUUAGAAAUGUGUUUGGGAAGAAAAAGACAUGAAAUUGAUCAGAGAAAUGGAAUUGCUCUGGUGACCCCGGGUGACAACAGCUACAGCUGUCCAGAACAAAGCAGAAACUUCCACAAAUUUGGAUCAACGAGGCCUGUGGUGAACUUUGGGUGUGCUACAUACAAAAGGAAAGCAGAUACAUUUAUUCCUCUCCGGCACUUGUCAGAGACUCCUUGCAUACCUUUCAACAUGAAGGAGAAACAGGAAGAAUUGGAGACAGAGAUGAACAAUGUGAAAAGUCUAGAAAGAUGGACACCUGCUCCAACAUUGAUUCAGGCCUUUGGUGCCACUGGCCUGGCACACAGAAUCAAACAGCGUGAACCAUAAUGGAAAGUUCUUCCAUUUUGUAAGCCACUCAUAUCUCUUGACGACAUAACAUACAUAUGCAAAUACUUCUGGAUGUGAUUUCUUACUUGGACGGUCCUUGUAAUGUGUUGUAGCAACCACUGUAGAUAGUCUGUUUUCAGACUUUGUAUUGACUUUAGUUCAUGAUCCCACCUGAACAGAACAAAAAUGUGUAGUUAAUGCGAAAGGACAGAGUAGCUUUUUGCCCCACGUCAUGUUACUUUCUUCACAGUGGUUGUUUCCAUGGAAUAAAGUUCUUGUG
Molecule: messenger RNA, 1258 nt
Organism: Pelodiscus sinensis (Chinese soft-shelled turtle)
Lineage: Eukaryota; Metazoa; Chordata; Testudines; Trionychidae
Gene: SPATS1
Product: spermatogenesis associated serine rich 1
Source: RefSeq, a predicted model, not a curated record